AUGAUGCACGCCAUCGCCGCGACCCUGGUCCUCGGGCUGCUGCCGGCCACGGCGCACGGAUGGCUCGACGCCAACGGCACGGACUUUGUCGUGAAGCCGUGGAGCCAGCUGCAGACGCUCGCCGUGCGGCGGCGCAAGCGCGGCUGGAUUGCCAUCCAGCGGCCGGCGGCGUGCGAGCCGGAGCACGUCGUCUGCGUGGCGACGCCGCACAACACGAACACGCGCCUGACGGGCAGGCACUGGCAGCACGCGCAGCAGUUAUUGCUGCCGUGCUUUUCCUUAUUUCGCCGGUUCCCCGACCUGAAGCCGACGCUCGAGCUGCGCAACGGCGUGCCCCUCUCGCGGCACCACCCAUACACGCGGUUCAUGCUCGAAUUGAUGGGGGCCGACAUCCGGACGACAAAUAGCACGACGGACUGCGAUUUCCUGGGCUGCGAUAACAUCCCAAAGGACUAUAAGCGGGAACACUGCGAGGUCCUCGGCGGCUUACGGAGGAAAGCGGGCAACGGCGAGGCGAAGACGCCCGCGCUCUGGUUCACCAAUAAAACGGACGCCAGGGAUAUGAGGCAUGCGGCCGCGUGGUCGGCCGCCGUGAUGGCCGCCGAGGCGCGGAGCCACACGAACAUGUGGAGCCACGAGGCCGCCAUUUAUGCUGACCCUUCUAAAAAGCCGCGCGUCGGCGUCCUCAACCGGCCUUCUGUAAGGAACCGGAAGUGGCUCCACGGCAGCGCCUUCGCGGCGUUGGUUGGUGCCGACGAGGUGCUCUUCGAGCAGAAGGCGCCGGCGGAGCAGGCGCUCUGGGUGCACGCCCACGACAUCAUCGUCGCGCCGCACGGGGCCGGUUUGUCGAAUGUGGUGUUUGCACGCCCCUGCACCGUCGUCCUCGAGCUGUACCCGAAGCACUUCUACCUGCCCGGAUUUUAUUUGCCACUCGUUUCUGAUUCAGGUGGCCUGCCGUACACGGGCUACUGGACUCAACUCUCGCCCCGGGAGGCGAGCUCGGAGCGCGCGCGGCGGGGCUACCGCGGGCGGCCCAUCGACGCGUCCGCGGCGUCGAUCGCGCGCGAGAUGCCGCGGCUGACGCGGGCGUGGCGGAAGUGUAUCGAGGAGCGGAAGGGUAA
Molecule: messenger RNA, 1121 nt
Organism: Pelagomonas calceolata
Lineage: Eukaryota; Pelagophyceae; Pelagomonadales; Pelagomonadaceae
Source: the annotation of a GenBank genome assembly